Lampris incognitus (smalleye Pacific opah) is the source of this 1855-nucleotide messenger RNA. Its product is annotated as zinc finger protein 385D-like. Gene Ontology annotation, molecular function: zinc ion binding; nucleic acid binding. The transcript is spliced from 8 exons. NCBI's taxonomy places the organism in Eukaryota, Metazoa, Chordata, Actinopteri, Lampriformes, Lampridae. Bases 109 to 1293 code for a protein of 394 amino acids. Gene Ontology annotation, cellular component: nucleus. The record is from RefSeq and is a predicted model, not a curated record.
AGAGAGAGAGAGAGAGAGAGGGAGGGAGGGAGGGAGAGAGCAGGUCUUCUAUGUGUUGGGAGAUGACAGAGACUUAACUGAUCUGCCGGAUUGUACUCGGGAGUCGCCAUGUAUUUCGGUAAUAUGUGUCAGGCAGCUCUGCCGCCGCUGGCCCGGCACGCGCCAGGCAGGGCCCCGCCCUCCACCGACCUGAAGCCCCUCCUUCCCUUCCGCCUGCUGCCCAGAUUCAAUGAGAUGGACCACACUCAUAAAGUGUUAAUUGGUCCGAGCUUUGGGCUAGCGGCACCCCUGAAGAGGAGGUCCAGCUCUUGUGGCGUUUGCCGACUCAGGUUCAACUCUGAGGUGCAGGCUUCACCCCUCCACAGCGGCGCCAGAUAUGCCAAGAGGCUCAAAACGUCGGACGCCCCGGAUGCUAAGAUCGGGACCUCCGAACCGGUCGCCAAGGAAACCACGUCGCGAAUCCUCUCAUCGCCCUGCUCACAACCCUGCAGCUCCGACACGGCAGCAUCAGGAGAUUCACCAGCACCUCCCGCUCCACGAGAGAUGGAGCCGUCGAGCAGUGGCUCAUCUGAGGCCAUGUUAAAGACAUCUACUGACCCUCCCCCAUCACCCUCACCCAGGACAGAGAAAGACCGGCAGGGGGAAAGAGAGGGGGAGGCAGAGGCAGGGGAGGAGACGGAGGAAGCGAAAGCUAUACGGCUCCUCUACUGCUCCCUUUGCAAGGUGGCCGUCAACUCUGCCUCCCAGCUGCAGGCCCACAACAGCGGUACCAAGCACAAGACGAUGUUGGAGGCGCGGAGCGGGGACGGAGCCAUCAAGUCCUUCCCCAGGUCGGGUGUCAAGGCCAAGCUGGCUGCUCCCUCUGAGGCGUCGACCGGACUCCAGAACAAAACGUUCCACUGCGAGAUCUGCGACGUGCACGUCAACUCCGAGACGCAGCUCAAACAGCACAUUAGCAGCAGGAGACAUAAAGACAGAGCUGCAGGUAAACCAGCCAAGCCCAAGUUCAGCCCUUACAAUCCAACCCCGCGCCAGCAGAGUCUCCAUGCGGUUCGCCUUGCUCUGAGGAAGGAGCAGGACUUGACCAAACCGCUGGCCUCCUGUCUGAUACAGCGUCAGCUCUCCGUCGCUGCUGCCGCUGCCAUGGCGUCCCUGUCCCCCUUCCACCUGCGGCCCACCUCCGGUUCGAGCCCGGCCCUGUUUCAGCCGCGGCCCCUCCCCCAGGCCCUGCUGCAUCCGGGCCCCGGACCAAUCUGUUCCACGCACACACCUGUUCUGUUCGCUCCUUACUGAGCCAGCCUGCAUCACAAUCAGCAGUGAGUUAUGGCUCCAUCUGACCCGAACCAGAUGUGAAUAUUGGAGCCACUUUUCACAUACGUACACACACACACACACUGUGCGUCCAUGUGACCCACAGUAUGUGGGAAGACUGUCUGUCUGGACCAAAAACCGGGCUUGCCUGGAAAUACGAAGAGGACAGGAAAAGCGUCGAACCAGUAUUUUAUUAUGAGCGAGUGCUUGUGUGUGUGUGUGCGUGCACGCGUGUGCACGUGUAUGAGUGUGUGUGUGUUUGUAGGUGUGUGUGUGUGUGUGUGUGCGCCAUGUGAUGUGUGUCGGAUCAUGUAAAAACCUAGCCAUUGCAGAAGUUUAACUCGUCGCUGCACGAUCCCCGGGACGCUGCUGCGCUCCAAACGGAGGCCGAAAAAGGGAUUUGACGAAGAGGAGCCGACCUUCCUCUUAAGUCGCGGACACGAACACCAGUCAUUCAAUUACAUUCAACAUAACAGUGGGUGAUGGAUAUCUCUCCACCGGGUGCGGCAGUCGCUGUGCGAGCUGAACGGAGAGUCGAUGAAGA